Molecule: messenger RNA, 587 nt
Organism: Hermetia illucens (black soldier fly)
Lineage: Eukaryota; Metazoa; Arthropoda; Insecta; Diptera; Stratiomyidae
Product: elongation factor 1-alpha-like
Exons: 2
Coding region: 1-483 (160 amino acids)
Source: RefSeq, a predicted model, not a curated record
AUGCUCACGCAUCCUCUGGACGUCUCUGAUUUCAGUACAGGUGCAGUUCUUCAGCAGCAAGUCAACGGAGUGUGGAAGCCGCUAACAUUUAUUUUAAAGAAGUUUAGCCCUGCACCGACUCGCUAUACCGCCUUCGAUGGUGACCCCGAAAAGGAAAACACGACACCAGCGAUACUAGCACAAGCGCCGCCGCCACAGUCAUCGCCACCAUCACCUGCGACGGCCGCUCGAAUUCACACCAGCGCCGCCGCCGAGGAGAACCCCAAGGCCAUCAAGUCUGGUGAUUCCGCCAUCGUCAUCCUCGUCCCAACCAAACCUUUGUGCGUCGAAUCGUUCCAGGAGUACCCUCCAUUGGGUCGUUUCGCUGUUCAUGAUAUGAGACAGACCGUCGCUGUCAGUGUAAUCAAGGCUGUAAACUUCAAGGACGCCAGCGGUGGCAAGGUGACCAAGGCUGACGAAAAGGCCACCAAGGGCAGGAAAUAGCUGCGAUUCAUCAACAUCUUUCUACGCACAAUACAACUAAUUAUUAUAUCCGAUAAAAAACUAUAAUUGCUUCCCUCGCAAGGAGUUUCGCAGGAAAGGAGACG